Molecule: messenger RNA, 3868 nt
Organism: Podarcis muralis (Common wall lizard)
Lineage: Eukaryota; Metazoa; Chordata; Lepidosauria; Squamata; Lacertidae
Source: RefSeq, a predicted model, not a curated record
UUCCGCGCCGCUGCCUGGUCAAAGGGUUAGAGGAGCAAGUGGCAGGGAGCAUGUGGCUUAUCAGCUACUCGCUGUGAACCCCGCGCCUCCGCUGAUGGCAGUGUACGCGGGCUAAGGACCGGAAACCUUGGAGCAUGGCAGCAGCAGGAGGCAGCGAACAGAAAGAGCUGCUGGCUCUGAUGCACCAGCACUUGGUCCAGAUUGGCUAUGAGAGAGCAGCAAGGGAGCUGCUGGCACAGAGUGGGCAGAAGACCUUCCUACCAUCCCCAGUCCCCCUCGGAGAUAUCUUCACUCAGUGGAAAAAAACUUCCUCACAAGCCCAGAAACGAAAGGCGGAGGAAAUCAAGCAGGGCAGCCCAGCAAAGAUCAGAGUUCCUGAUCCCAAGAGCAGCUCUGAGAGCUCGGAGGAGGAAGCAGCAAAACCCAUAAAAAGCAAUGUGGCUGUGAAUAACAGUUCCCUAGCUAAAGCGGAGAGCAGCAGUGAGGACGAGGAGUCAUCUUCUGAAGAGGAAGAAGCUGCUGGCAAGGAGGUGAACAUCCCCGCAGCAGGAAACAAAACCAGCAACUUGCUGCAACUUGCUGCACAGAAGACGAACUCCUUCCCAGGCAAAGGGGUGGCUGUAGCUGCUGUCCAGGCAAAAGGGCAGCAGAAAAAGGCAACUGCAAAUAAGCCACCAACACCGGCUGUGACAAAGGCAGGACAGAAUAAAAUCCUCCCUGUUAAGCCAGGAUCUGCUUCUCAGCCUCUUGCUAUAGCAGGGCAGAAUGCAUCACAGGCAGCCGCUGCAAGGAAGACAAAGGACUCUGAAAGCAGCAGCAGCAGCUCAUCUGAAAGUGAGGAAGAAAAGACACCAGCAGCAGUAAAAACCCCAGUACCCAAGCCAGCUCUGAAGAAGGCAGAGAGUAGCAGUGGAGACUCCAGUGAUGACUCAGACUCGGAAGAAGAAACAAAUACUGCAACGCUCCAGGUAAAACCAGCUGCGGAAAGCAGACAGGUCGACACGACGCCAACAAAAAGUGUGCCAGCCACCGCUGUACCGUCUAAAGGAAAUGCAGUAAAGGCAUCUCCAGCAAAGAAAACAGCACAACAAACCAGAGCAAGAUCUGGAAAUGUGGCUAAAACCACGAAGCCAGCAGACAGCUCUGAGACAAGUGACUCGUCUGACACUGAGAUCGAGGAACCCUCCUUGGCAACACAGGCAAAGUCACCUGGAAAAUCCCCUCAGACCUUCUCAUCCCCAGUGAAAAAUGCAGCAGCACCCAGUCUCCUGUCAACCAAGACAGCCUCUGUUCCAGCUCUGUUGAAGCAAACGCCAAAGACUUCCGCAGUGAAACAGCCACCUCCUGCCAAGGCUGCUGGCGGGGGGAAGAAAGCCAAGAGCUCAGAGAGCAGCGAGUCGUCAUCUGAGAAUGAGGAUGAGGCUCCCUCAGUUCCAGUAAGCCAGAAGAAAUUGCAAACUCCUCAGCCUCCCGCUGGAGCCAGACAAAAUCAGAUUGAUAAACCAGGCACCCCGGCGAAAGCUGUGUCGAGUGCUUUGAAGGGGAAGGAGACGGAGAGUGAGAGCAGCAGCAGCUCAUCUGACAGUGAGGAGGAAAUGAUUCCUCCAACACAACAGAACCUGCCACCUCCUUUCGCAACCAAGGCAAACGCUUCACCUCAGGUGGUGUCUGCUGCGAAGUCCCUGCCCCCACCAGGAGGACCACUUCAGAAGGCCCAGGAGAGUGAAGACAGCAGCCAGGAUUCUAGCGAUGAGUCUGACUCUGAAGAAGACAAAGUGUUCACCCAGAAACCAGCUCAGGAAACUCAGAAACCCACACCCGCUCCUGCGAAAGCUCCAGCUGCAAAGAUGGCAGGUGCCACAUCAGGCAAAGCAGGCAAUGCUCAGCCAGCAGGAAAAGUUGGGACAGCAAGCCCAAUGAAGUCUGCAGCUGCCUCUCUCCAGAAAGCUGCAGAGAGCUCAGAGACUGACAGCUCUGAUUCUUCAGAGGAUGAGGUGGCGGCUGCAAAGCCUGUGAAACAGCCCCCCAUUCAUCCCUUUUUUCUGCCGAAAGCAGUAAAAACACCUGCUCCUCCAGGGAAGCGUGCACAGGCCAGCUCUAGUACACCCAACUCUGUUUCCACCAAGUGCCAAGGCCCUGCUGCAGUAACAACGGGGAAGGUGGAGCAGAGCUCCUCCAAGAAGCCUAAACUAAGCCAGGCUCUGCCUGAUAAACCCGAUGGGAUCCCUAAGCACAAGGAGAGUUCUGGAAGCAGCAGUUCCUCGGAUAGCGAGGAGGAGGCAUUGACAACCGCCAAGCAGAUCCCACAGCCUGCAAGCAUACCACAGAAACAAGGAGUGGGGGGGAGCCAGAGAGCUCAUCUGAAGCGACCAGCAGUGAUGAAGACCAGGAGGCUUCGCAGGGGGAAUGGAAGCAUUGGACAGGUUUUUCUGUCCCUGUGCCUUUCUCCAGCUAGGCUUUCUCCAGAGCCUUCCCUCUUAAAGGGCUUCGUGGGCCCUAUAAAGACCCCGCUGCCCACUCUGCCGAAGGGUGCCGCUCCUGCGCUAUCCAAACAGAGUUCCAGAAAAGCUGCCUCUGCUCUUCGUGGUCCUCCCAUCAGCAUGGCUUCUGGCGACAGCUCUUCCAGUGACAGUAGCGACUCGGACGCCGAUGCUAAGGAAAAAGUUGGGCAGAAGACAGAGAUUGGCCCAUUACCAUCUUCUGGAAAGGAAGUGGCAAAGACCAAGGGGGCUAAGGGGGCCGCAGCAAGGAAAAAAGGAGCGGGAAGCGUCGGCUCCAAAGCCGCCUCUGCAAAGAAAGCUGCCGCAAAGGCUCAGAGCAACGGCAGCACCAAAAGGAAACCUGCAGGGCAGUUGCCACUCACCCUGCAGGCCAGCACUCAAACUGCACAAGUUGGCUCAGAGGAGGCCACAGCCCAAGCUCCUGGCGCAGCUGCCCAGGGAGAGCCCCAAGCCACCCCUGUUGUGGCAGUCAAGCGUCCCAAAGCAACCAAAUCUUCCAAGGCUGGGGCAAAAGAGAAGCCGUCCAAGAAGCGAAAGCUGGCAGCUGGGGAUGCUGGCCUGGGCGAGCCGAAGGGAAAGAAACUGAAAGCAAAGAGUGGCGUAGAGGUGCCGAAAAAGCUGAAGAAGAAGAAGAAAGACAAGUCUUCAACCGGCAGCGAAACACCAAAGAAAAAAGGCAGCAAAGAGAAGAAAGCUGAUAAGAAGAAAAAGAAGAGCAAAAAGCUGGAGUCUCUUACCGCAGAUGGAUCAAAGAAGAAGAAGAAAAAGAAGAAAACUGGUGAUCUUGAGGGAGCAGCAUGAGCCGUGGCUUAAAGCACGAAGUAAAGAAUAAAAAUAUGCUGGGAGCAUUCAAGGGAAAGAAACUGUUUGUUUAUAUUUUUAAAGAAAAGAAAAUGGGAAUGUCAAAGACUUGAUUCCAGUAUUUAUAACGAUUUUUAACUGUGACUUUUAGAGCUAAGCAUUGCUAACAGUUGAUCUGGCUAUUUGCUUGGGAAUAAGACAUGCCCCGAUUGCUUGGCCAAUGGAGAAGAUGUAGCUACUGUAACUGACGGAAUGUGAGGAAGACAAACACCUUUGAUUAUUCAAUCCUGAAUCCAGCAAUUACUUUUACGGCUAUCUCUACUUCCUCCUUCACCCAAUCCCAACCCUUAAGAGUUAUAUUUUUUAAAGGAAAAGAUCGCCUCCCCCUCUUUUCAUACUACAUUAAAGGAAGAAGUUUGAUGUCUCUGCAAUGUCCAUCCAGAAAUUGUGUUCAAUAUGUACAAAACCCUCUUGAUUCUAGGUUGGCUUUUUCUCUUGUACUUUUCUCUCCCUCUCUUUCUUUUUUUAAAUAAUAGUAUACAAUAAAACCAUAGUAACUGGGAAAA